UAUGUAAUAAGCAGAGCAUUGUACAUGAUCGACCAACAAACACAGUUCUGUUAUUUUAAAAAAAAAAAGAAGAAAAAGUAAUUUGUUUUUUCUCCUGAGGUUCAGAGUACUGAAUUCCGGUUUUCUUCAAUCAUGUCAGGCAAUGCAGCCAUGAUAUUUGGCUUGUUCCUCAACAUACUAGCCAUCUCUGCUUUGAACCAAGAAGGCCUCUCUUUACUCUCAUGGCUUUCUACUUUCAAUUCAUCUCAUUCUGCCACUUUCUUUGCUUCGUGGAACGCAACCCACAAUAACCCAUGUAAAUGGGACUACAUCAAAUGUAACAGCAAUGGGUUCGUUUCAGAAAUCAAUAUUACCUCUAUCCAUCUUUUCACAACCUUCCCCACUCAGUUCCUCUCCUUCAACUUCCUUACCACCCUUGUCCUUUCUUAUGGCAGCCUCACCGGAGAAAUUCCAUCUUCGAUUGGAAACUUGUCGUCACUGGUCAGCUUGGAUCUCAGUUACAAUGCUCUCACAGGAAGAAUACCGCCAGAAAUUGGAAAAUUAUCCCAACUGCAGCUCCUAUCACUGAUUUCUAAUUCCUUGCAAGAUGGAAUUCCAACUGAAAUCGGAAAUUGCUCAAAGCUUCAACAGCUUCUACUGUUUGAUAACCACCUCUCUGGAAGAAUUCCAUUAGAAAUAGGGCAGUUACGGGCUCUAGAAAUCUUUCGAGCUGGUGGAAACACGGGAAUCCAUGGAGAAAUUCCAAUGCAGAUAUCACAAUGCAUAGAACUAGUUUUUCUUGGUCUUGCAGAUACCGGGAUUUCAGGGAAUAUUCCAUAUAGUAUUGGAGAGUUGAAGAAUCUCAAGACUCUUUCAGUAUACACAGCAAAUCUCACUGGUGAGAUUCCACCUGAAAUUGGUAAUUGCUCGGCCUUGGAAGAUCUGUUUGUGUAUCAGAACCAAAUUUUUGGAGAGAUUCCAAGUGAACUAAGCUUGCUGAAAAAUCUCAAAAGAUUGUUACUUUGGCAAAACAACCUUAGUGGGUGCAUUCCAGGAUCUCUUGGAAAAUGUUCAGGCUUGACGCUCGUUGAUUUCUCAAUAAAUUCUCUAACGGGUGAGAUUCCUCCAUCUCUUGUGAAUUUAAGUGCUUUGGAGGGGCUUCUUUUGUCCGAGAACAACAUUUCUGGAAAAAUUCCACCAUUCUUUGGAAACUUUUCCCACUUGAAGCAUCUUAGUUUGGAAAACAACAGAUUCUCCGGGGAGAUUCCACCCACCAUCGGGGAAUUAAACGAGCUCUCUGUGUUCUUUGCUUGGAAUAAUCAACUUGGCGGAAGCAUACCAUCGGAGCUAGCCAACUGCAAGAAGCUUCAUUCGCUGGAUCUCUCAAGCAAUUAUCUUACUGGGUCAAUUCCAAAGUCUCUUUUCAAUCUCAACAACUUUACUGAAUUGUUUCUGAUAUCAAAUGAACUUUAUGGAGGACUUCCAUCUGCUAUUGGCAAUUGCAGCAGUUUGACACAUCUAAUGCUAGAUUCAAACAUGUUAUCCGGUCAAAUCCCAUCAGAAAUUGGUCAACUACAAAGUUUGAGUUCUCUGCAGUUGUCAAAAAAUCAAUUUACCGGAGAAGUCCCCAAAGAGAUUGGCAACUGCACUCGGCUAAAAAUUGUUCAUUUGCAAGAAAAUAGGCUCCAAGGCACGAUACCAAGUGAACUAAGCUUGUUGAAAAAUCUCACAGAGUUGGUACUUAGGCAAAACAAACUUAGUGGGAGCAUUCCAACGUCUCUUGGAAACUGUUCAGGCUUGACCGUUAUUAAUCUCUCAAAAAACUCUCUGACAGGUGAAAUUCCUCAAUCUCUUGCAAAUUUAAGUGCAAUGCAGGAUCUUCUUUUGUCUGAUAACAACUUUUCUGGCAAAAUUCCAUAGUACCUAGUGUUAUCAGAAUUUAAGUUUACAUGUUACUACUCAGAAAUAUGGUUUUAGAAUAAAAGUUGCUCUAACCUUUGUUAAGUUUACAUGUUA
Messenger RNA from Camellia sinensis, 1995 nucleotides. NCBI's taxonomy places the organism in Eukaryota, Viridiplantae, Streptophyta, Magnoliopsida, Ericales, Theaceae. The record is from RefSeq and is a predicted model, not a curated record.